Magallana angulata is the source of this 1092-nucleotide messenger RNA. RefSeq names its product carcinoembryonic antigen-related cell adhesion molecule 1-like. Bases 105 to 1043 code for a protein of 312 amino acids. Gene Ontology annotation, molecular function: cell adhesion molecule binding. The record is from RefSeq and is a predicted model, not a curated record. The transcript is spliced from 8 exons. Gene Ontology annotation, cellular component: cell-cell junction; plasma membrane. Gene Ontology annotation, biological process: cell-cell adhesion; axon guidance. Lineage: Eukaryota; Metazoa; Mollusca; Bivalvia; Ostreida; Ostreidae.
GAACUACUACAUCAUAUCGAUAUUCAUGCAUAUUAUUAUGGUUUCAUGUAUGUUCCCCAAAACACACACACUCUGAAGCUGCUUUUAUAUGAAGUAUAUCACCAAUGAUGAUGAAAAUCUCACUGGCAUUUUUUCUGCUUUUGGCAAUAACGGUGGAUGCAGGAGAGAUUGUGGCGUUUGUCGGGGAAACAUUGUCUUUAAGGUGUACUGUUACAAAUUCUUAUCAACAGUUUUUCUGGAUCAAAGACUCAACAGUACUUGCAAAAAGUACACCAGAUGGCGUAACUUUCGAUCCGAACAGGAUGGGUAUUCGCUAUCCCUCGGCCGAGGAUCGAGAACUCACUAUAUAUGACGUCACAAAGAACGACGAGGGGACGUAUACCUGUCACGUGACUUUCAAAGAUGGAACCACGACGGUGUCUUCUGAUCAAGUCAGAGUGGAAUCACGGAUCGCGAACGACUUUACGACAUCUACUACCGAGGUUACAACUGCAGAUCGGGAGAGGGAGGAGGAGGAGGAAAGUGCCAUUUCAAAUGUCGCUGAGCAGACCAUUAGGGUGGGUGACGAACUAACCCUGGUGUGUCCUUUUUACAUGGUUUCCGCAAAGUAUAACUGGCAAAAGGACGGAGUCCCAAUCGCCUACGGUCCCCCAGACACGGUCAACGUAGAUGCCGGGAGAAUAUCAGUUAAUGCUAGCAGCAACGGGUGGCUAUUGCUGCAUAUAGACCCGGUCCGACUACAGGAUGCUGGGACGUACCUGUGUGUUGUGGAUAUUUCAUUCGGACCACCUUUCCAGAUGUCCAAGAAAGUCCGUGUGUUAACUGAAGAGGAGCAAGUAACAACGACACGUGAUAUGGGGACUACAUAUUUAGAAACGACAUCACUUGUUUACCUGUCGACUUCUCAGAAAGAAACCUUGUUAAAUCCAUCAACAGAUGUGAACUCGUCAUCCCCUAGAUCGUCUGCUUCAAGAGUAUUCCGGUCCUAUGUACUCUUCAUCGGAAUAAUAUUCAUUCAUUUUCUUCAAGCAUUGUUCAUGUAAUUUAUAGCUGUUAUAUAUAAUUUAUCCAAUAAAAUAUUCAAGAGGUGGA